AUGGGAAACGGUCAGUCGCAUGACGACUCCGACUCGGGAACCGAGGAUGAGCUUAGCGGUUCCGAAGAGGAGGACGAAGAAUUGGAGGACGAGGAGGACGGAAAGGCGUCACCGAACAACGAGCCUGACGGAAAGGCGUCACCGGAAAAGUCGGGGACGACCUCCUCCUCUCGCGAAAACGCAGCCGCAUUACUGCCGGGAAAGCCGGCCGAUGCAGCAGAGAGUGGGAAGGACGCGAGGGAAGGAGGAGCAGGAGGAGGAGAAGUAGCGGAGACAUUUGGAAAUGGAGGAGGGAGAGCGACAGCGAGAGGAAGGCACGGCGGAGAGGUAAGAGACGCUGGAAGCACGUUCGGCGCAGUGGGUGGGUCAGGGGGAGCCGCCGAUACGGUCGAGAAUACCGAGAGCAGCGGGAACGCCGGAGACUGGGAUCUGGCGUGGGAUGACGAGACGGACGAGGAGAAGGAGAAGGCGGAGGGGAAGGCGGAGCGGAAGGCGGAGCGGAAGGCGGAGGCGAAGGCGGAGGAGGGGAAGACCGCGCAGACGGCGAAGGACGGCGAAAGGGAAAAGGAGAACAACGCAGGUGCGACUGGCAGUGAAGCAACCGUAGCUGCUGCCACAGCAACAGCAGUGCAUCCUUCUCUUCUAUCCGCAACAGCUGCUGCUGUGGCUGCUGCCGCUGGCUCUGCUGAUCCUGCUGCCGCUGCUGCUGCUGCUGCUGAUCCUGCUGCUGCUUCGACUACCACUCCUCCCGCUCCACUUGUUCCGGUCGCUGCUGCUGCUGCUGCUGCUGCUGCUACUGCUUCUUCUUCUCCUUCUCCUACCGCUGCCGCUGUCAAGUCCGCGGAGGGGAGAGGCGGAAUGGCGCGGGCGUGGGACGAGUUCGCGGAGGGCAAGGGCGCGUCGUCGUUCAUGGACGCCUCGCGCCCGCUCUCCUCGCACCCCUUCAUGCACGGCCCUGCCAUGCCCCGCGCAGACAUCUGCACCGAGUUCUACAUCAUCCGGUACCCCUUGAGAGCCCUGCCUCUGCCCGUCUCCCUGCUUGCCUGCCUGCCUGCCAUGCCCCGCGCAGACAUCUGCACCGAGUUCUACAUCAUCCGGUACCCCCUCUCAGCCCCGCAUGUCUCACCGUCUGUCCAGCUGUCUCUCUCCCUGCCUGCCUGCCUGUAUCCCUCCCUGCCUCUCUGCCUCCCGACCAUGCCCCGCGCCGGCAUCUGCACUGAAUUCUUCAUCAUCCGUCACGGAGAGGCGGCGCACAACGUGUCGACGCUCAUAGGGGGGCGGUCGCCGCAGGCAGCACUCACCCCUCUGGGCGAGCAGCAGGCGGUGCUGCUGGGGCGGUACCUGAGGGACUACGUGGGGGUGCGCUUCCACGCCAUCUUCUCCUCGCCCAUCGAGCGCUCCAAGCGCACUGCCAUCCUCGCCUGCCAGGAGAUGGGGGUGGCGGAGGCAGUGAUCCGGUACGCGGACGAGCUGCAGGAGCUCAGCCAGGGGCAGUGGGAGCGGCAGCCGCGCGCACGCAUCUACCAGCGCGGUGUGCUGGAGCAGAUGGUGGCGGCUCAGCCCGACUUCAGAGCGCCCGGAGGGGAGAGCCAGCGACAGGCACGCAUGGGCUGGGGGAGCAUCUACCGGUGUGGCGUGUUGGAGCUUAGUUUUGAGACGUCUCAAAACUACCACUGGCGUGCUGGAGCAGAUGGUGGGGACGAGGAGCUAGGUGUAGGCACGCAUGGGCUGGGAGGGAGGGGGGAAAAGGGGAAGGGAGGGAAAGGCAGGGGAAGUGGUGGGGAGGGAACAUCAUAG
Molecule: messenger RNA, 1797 nt
Organism: Closterium sp. Naga37s-1
Lineage: Eukaryota; Viridiplantae; Streptophyta; Zygnematophyceae; Desmidiales; Closteriaceae
Source: the annotation of a GenBank genome assembly